GCUCGCUUUGCUCGUCCGAUAAAAAAUUAAGGGACCUACCCGUUUCGAUACGAGCGCUACUGUUAGGUACUUGCCCCAACGGGCUAGAACUAUAUUUUCCCCGGUGGAUCAGCACCAGCAGCCUCGUCAGGGGGGCUUUAUAUAGGAAUACACUAAGGUUCCGCCCAAGCCACUGCUGGUGGGGUAACUACCUAUGUAAGAGGUAUGCACUUUGAAAGAAGUUUCCAUAGAGCUUCCGACCCUUCGAAACGGACCUUAACAUAAGCUUCAAACGAGCUCGAUCCACGAUGCUCUCCCGAACAGCAAGACACCUCGCUCCCUCCCGCACCCUCACAGCGCGCGCAUCGCGCCAUCCCACCCCCCUCCAGCAACUCCAGCGCCCACGGGCACGCUUCUCCUCGUCCUCGCCCGCGCCCGGUGGACAAGAAGCCCCGUCCCCAAAUGCGCAAUUCUGGAAGACCUUCGGGCGGCCUAUCGCGAAAGUACUCCUCGUCGCCGUCUUCACGUACCAACUAGCGUACUACGGCUGGGUGCGCCUAGAGCAGGACGAGACCCGGGCUAAGAUACGAGGCACGCGCGCCUUACCCUUACCCUUACCCCUACCCGUCACCCCGCAGAGCUAACACGAGCAAACCGCAGCGACUAUUUCCGAUCUCGAAGCCAGGAUAGAGCAGCUCGAGAAGGCGCGGAAGAAGUAAAGAUGCGCUAGGUCAUUAACGUAGGACAGAUAUCAUCGCCUUAGAUUCGCCGACGAGGAUGUAUCCGCGGUAGUGACGACGUUAACGUGGAAUUGAAACAACAAAUUAUUAAGUCCGUUAUUCUUAGCUGGAUAUGAGCCACGGCAUAGACUUGUUUGGAAGC
Messenger RNA from Daldinia vernicosa, 861 nucleotides. RefSeq lists its product as uncharacterized. Bases 288 to 623 code for a protein of 111 amino acids. Lineage: Eukaryota; Fungi; Ascomycota; Sordariomycetes; Xylariales; Hypoxylaceae. The record is from RefSeq and is a predicted model, not a curated record. The transcript has 2 exons.